UGAAUUUAGUACGAAUUUCCGGUAAUGUCUGUCCUUCCUUUCUCUGUCUGCAGCCACGUGAAACUCAGUUGCCGUCGUACAAAAAUGUUAAUUAAUUUAUUCUAAGUGCCUUGUUUAUUUUAAUUUUAAUAUCCUGUUCUACUAUAAUCACAGAAUGUUCUACAUAUUCAUCCUAUCUGGCCUGCUAGCGUGCAGAGCCGAGUUCGCCGAUGAACUGCAGUUGUACGAGAAAGAGUGUCUCGGAGAAGAUAAGUUCACGUGCCUGGACGGCGGCUGUAUUUCUCAAGAUCAGUACUGCAACGGCAGAACGGAAUGUGCUGAUGGGAGUGAUGAGAAUUUUUGCCCGGACCAUCCUCCCAACGAGCAUCUUUGCAACAUUACCCACCAGUUCCUAUGCCGCGACGGUCACGCCUGCAUCCCCUCCACGUGGGUGUGCAACAGUGAGCCCGACUGUACAGACGGCAGUGACGAGGCUGACUGUACCGAGCCGCCCGUCACCAAAAAUUCUACAUGCAGCAAGGCGUUUCAAUGUGGAGACGGAACCUGUAUCUCGGGCCUCUGGAUGUGCGAUGGGCACUACGACUGUGAGGACCGCAGCGACGAGGACAUCGAGACAACUUGCAGGCACUCCAUAAACAUGCACACGAUAAGCGACGGCCAAUCUUGCAACGAAUUCCCUCCUAUCGGAUCGCGCCGCUACAAGUGCCUCGACUCUUCCUUCUGCCUGACACCUGACCAGAUGUGCGACAACAUCACCGACUGCAGAGAUAAUAGCGACGAGGGCCCGUUUUGCGACAAAUGGCACUCGAUGUGCGUUAACACCACCUGUCCGACCUUCAUCACAAAAUGUACCCCAGAUCGCACCGGCCCUCUUUGUCUUUGCGACCCCUCCCCAAACACCCACCUCUACAAUGAAACUACCAAAAAAUGCGAGGACGUGGACGAGUGUCUGUCAGAACGGCCGAGUUGCAGUCAUCAUUGCAAGAAUUUCGACGGACAUUUUCGAUGCGAAUGCGAGCGCGGAUAUGUUGCGGAUGAUUUUCGAUAUCUCUGUUUUGCUCAGGGUCCAGAAGCGAUGCUUUUCUAUAGCACUGAGAAAGAUAUUCGAUAUAUCAAGGUCAAAACCAAGCAAGAAGUUGUUGUCGCCACGGGUAUCAAAAAGAGCCAUGGGGUGUCCUACGACGGCAAGUAUCUCUACUGGGUAGAGACAGCGGAAGGACACCAGGCUAUAGUGAGAGCUCACCUGGAAAAUGUCGCAGAGACAAAACAGAUCCUUGUGAGCCUAGGUCUAUACGACGCCGGUGACAUAGCAGUGGACUGGCUAGGAAACAACAUCUACUUCACCGACACGUCACGCGGCGCCAUCUAUGUGUGCAUCACGGACGGAUCUGUGUGUGCUCGCAUCCGGACAGCUACGUUGAGGCCGAAAUUUGUUACGCUGGAUGUCAAGAAUGGAUUAAUGUAUUGGGCCGACGUCGCCGGUCUCCGAGGAGGUCACGUGAUCAUGCGCGCGCGCAUGGAUGGCUCCGACCACGAGGUAAUGACAGCCAGCCUCAACAAUUUCGCUACGGGGUUGGCACUAGAUGCACCGAACGCCCGCUUAUAUUUCGUCGACAGAACAGUCAUGGUGCUCAAAGUCGACACGAAACAGAUCUAUUCCCUUUUCCAAGCGCGUCUCCACCACCCAUACGCGAUAUCCGUGUUCGAGAACACGGUGUAUUGGAGCGAUUGGACCUCCAACACGAUACAGACCACAGACAAGCUACACUUGGAGGGGAAGAGGAACGCUCUCGCUAAGCUGCACGCUCCCGUCUAUGGAAUGCACAUCUUCCACCCAGUGCUGUUGCUCACCCAGGACCCGAACCCAUGCGCCCAUCACAAGUGCUCCCAUCUCUGCCUGCUCACGUCUAACGCUAACCACUCCUGCGCAUGCCCUGCUGGCAUGAAGCUUAACGGGACUACUUGUUAUAAUGAACCCACCUACCGUCCACAAUACCUCGUCGUCGGUGCCGGCGCGUCUUUCACACGAUUCCGAUACGAUACUCUCGGAAACCCUGAGGCUCACGCUGCUAACUUCGACAUAGGAAGGGUUCAGGCGAUGGCGUAUGACAGUAGAAGAGACACCCUGUACAUUUAUGACGGCAUGCGCAAAUGUAUCGUCAAGAUCGAAAUGGCCGAUUUCACCCUCGGCAUCACCCACGUAUUCGCUUACAAUGGGCUUGAAAACGUUGUCGAUAUGGAUUACGAUUACGUGACUGACAACCUAUACGUGCUGGAUUCUGGUCGGCGGUUCCUGGAAGUGUUUUCCCUGAAGGACGGCAAACGGGCUUUACUCCAUCGCUUCCCCGACCAGGAGAUACCUGUCAGCUUCUGCAUUCUUCAACAUUUCGGGAGACUACUUGUUGCUGUGGUGGAGAGUGAGCAGAAUAAUGAGAUACAUAUCGACAGUAUCGGCUUAGACGGCGACGAGAGGGACCAUCAGCACGUUAUAAUGAAUAAUUUGAAAGGGCCUCGCGUUAGACUCCGCAAUCUCCACGACUCCGACAUGGUGGCCGUGUCAGAUGAAGGCAGCAACUCCAUUGAGUUCAUACACCUGCGAACAUUACCACGAGGUGUUAGGCAAGACAUCAGAAAACGUCUACCAACAGCAGCAAGCAGCCUGGCAGUGACGAUGCCUUACAUGUUCUGGUCUGACGGAAGGACUCCCCGAGUGUUCUGGGACGAGUAUUUGGGGGAGACGACCACGCCGAGACGUGUCGAGCUCUCGAUAUUCCCCAAUGAAACCCACCUCCACCUCCAAGCCACAAGCACUCCCGACUCCAACCCUCCCCACCCCUGCACACACAACCCUUGUUCGCACAUCUGCGUCCAAACCCCUACCCUGCCCAUCCUAGGCGCCUUUCCUGCGAUCGAAACACCGAUGUCCUACAAGUGCCUUUGCCCCCCUGGAUUGAUCGUGGAGGGGGGAAAUUGUACCAAGCUGGCAGAGUGUAGAGGAGAUGAGGCGUAUUGUUAUAAGAGUAACGAGUGUAUUCCGAUGAUUAAAAGGUGCGAUGGGGAAAAGGAUUGCAAGGAUGGGGAGGAUGAAGAGGAUUGUUCACUGAGUACACCUGGUCCGAAGAAAUGCCUCCCCACCCAGAUCGAAUGCAACGGUGGUUGCAUUGAAUACAAUGAGGUUUGCCCACAAGAAUCCACGGAAACUUUUACACCGCCGUUCUACUGUGAAUUCGACCAAUUCCAAUGUCGCGACAGUAAAAUCUGCCUGGAGCGCGAGCAGGUCUGUGACAAGCACCAAGAUUGCCCGGACGGCUCGGAUGAGGGGGCACUCUGUCACACGCUGCGCUGCCUCGAUACGGAAUUUAUGUGCGCUACGGGUAACUGCAUUCUCGGCGGUUGGCGAUGCGAUGGCGACUCAGAUUGUACAGACGGCUCAGAUGAAGCUAAUUGCACGAAUCAAACAUGCAGCGUGGGUUCUUACCAGUGCCGAAGUGGACAGUGCGUAGAGAUCCAACGACGCUGUGAUGGCCAGCCUGACUGUUUCGAUGGUUCUGAUGAGGAUCGUUGCCAGGAACCAACCCCUGAUACAUCGGUGACCCUUCCGUCAUGUGGAGAAGGAGAGCUUCCCUGCGAGCUGAACAAUUCUAUCUGUCUACCACAGACCGCUUGGUGCAACAACAAGGAUGACUGUCCAGGAGGCACGGACGAGCACGGCUGCAACUCGUGCGCUGCGCUUGGCCAGUUCGAGUGUAAACAGGAACAGAGAUGCCUGUCUAUGCGAUCGGUAUGCAACCACAACAAAGAUUGCAAAGAUGGUUCCGACGAGACGCCUGAAGCUUGCGAACUAGCGAACAAGACAUCACGCAUGAUUCCACCAGCAUACCCUCCAGCGGCGUGCCACCAUGGAUACCUCUGUCGCACCGGGCAGUGCAUUGAGUGGAGAGAAGUGUGUGACCAGACGCCGGACUGUUUUGAUGGAUCGGAUGAAAACGGGCAGUGCUUCACAGCCUGCGAGAACAGCACCUGCAGCGACGGUUGCCAGGCGACGCCCUUCGGCCCGCAAUGCACCUGCAAGCCCGGCUUUGAGCUGCUCGCCGACCGCCGCAGCUGCGCGGACGUGGACGAGUGCUCGCGCGACCUGUGCUCGCAGCACUGCCGCAACGUGCCCGGCUCGUUCGUGUGCGAGUGCCGGCAUGGCUACACGUUGAGGUUAGAUCGUCGUUCUUGUAAAGCCAACCUUCAUGCGAUUAAGUCUGUCCUGUUCGCGACAGGCCAUUACGUGAGGUCGAUAUCGGAGCAAAAUGAUAUUCACGUGGAGUUGAAUGAUUCGAGCCUUGGCAAUAUUUCUGAUGUUGACAUAGAUUACUUGAGACAAAAGUUUUACGUGACGUCACCAGACGCGGGAAAAUUGAUAGAAGUAACACCACUAUAUCCGCUAAAUGACACGAGCCAAAACUACAUUACAAAUAUUGGGAAACCUACCAAGAUGACCGUAGAAUGGGUAACGGGGAACGUAUAUUUUGUUGACAACAACGCCAGUGAACCCAGUAUCAAGGUGUGCAAUUUUGAGAAAAAAAGAUGCGCCAGGAUUAAAAGACUGCCCGCUGAUGGUACGGUCUCCUCUUUAGUGGUCUCUCCAGAAAACCGCAAGCUUUACUACAGCGUAAAUUACAAUGACAAGAACACCACCAAGGUGACGAGCGUCGACCUCAGCGGGCUGAAUGAGCUAAGCUCCCACUUUUAUGGCACUAUUAGCGUCGGGCUGGGGGUCGAAGGGCCUGUGCUGUAUAUGGCCAGUGUUUUGACGCUCUGGGCUGUUGACCCGGGCCGGUCUUACAAGGUUAAGGGAACCCUCGGAUGGGAGCACCAUACCCCAGAACUCAUCUACGUCUUCGAAGACGUUCUCUACGUUCUGAGCAAUCAUCGUAUAUACCGCUGCCUCAUCUAUGGACAGAAGAUCUGUUUACCCUUCAUCCUAGAAAUGCCGGAAACGCAGGCAUUCGUCCUCUGGCAUCCUAGUGUGCAAAGACCGUUGAAGAACGAGUGUGAAGGUGUCGUUUGUGAGAAUAUUUGCGUGCUGGGUGAGCAGGGACCGAGGUGCAUUUGCGAGGACGGGAGAGUUCCUAAAGAGGGUAGAUGCACGUUGCUUGCAAAGAAUAUGGUACCUCUGUUCAACGGCGAACCGUCACAGAACUUCAUCCAGGAGCACCACGUAUCCGUCACACUCAUCACCAUCACGCUAUUCCUGUUCGUCACGUAUCUCGCCAUUUUCGUUUACUACCACUGCGUGUAUCGGCCUAGGAGGGAGACGGUGACUCUGCCGGUCAGAUUCCAGAACCAAACGUCUUUCAGCGGAUCACAGACUGAAACACCGACCAUAGAAAUGCCGACCACAAGCGGUUCCAGGCAUGAGUUCGUCAACCCGCUGCAAUUUGUUAGAGAUGUUUGGCAGAGAUCAUUUAGGAGCAAUAGGCCCGUGGGCACCGCUGGCCUGUCAUUCGACAUACCAAGACCGAAGGAAGACCUAUCGGAUACAGAGUCGGAUUUAGAUUAUAAGGACGAGAGAAAUCUUAUCACAUAGUAUAUAUCUAUUACUCUGCACUAGGCUGUACCUAUUUAACCUUUUGAACUUUUAUUAUAGUCUUACUUAGGAGUAACAGGAACCACCACCAUAUUCGCUUGUGGGAACCGAACACUGUAUAUAAUCUUAAUAUGAUAAGAUCUUUGACAUAUAUUUCUAAGGACGGGCCUUACGGGCAAUAAGAAUGGCGCUAGUACAGCGACAGCGGUGUCACGCACACGAGCCAAUCGUGCAAUCUAACGCCGCAACGCGAUUGGUUGAAGAGUUUACAUCACGCGCGGGAUUGGUCGCAACUAGUUCCGUUAGACAGCAAGAUUAGCUCGAAUUCGUGAGUGACACCACUGAACCAUUCUUAGUGCCCGUUUGGCCUGUCCUUAUAUAUGUCAAUGGAUAAAAUUCAUUACUAGCCGUGUCUUAUCCAACAUCGACAUUGGCAGAAUCAUCAACACCUUGAUGGAGCCAUAACACGAAAAAUUGAUUAAUAGUGUAAUCGGGUUAAGCAUGUACGAAAAUAUUCUAAAAGGUAACCUCAUUUAGAAUCCUAGUUAGAAUGUUAGUUGGGACGACUGAAUUAAGUAGAAAUAUAUCCCUAAAAUAUGGCCUCUAUGCCUAUACUCUGUAUCUUGAGGUAUUUAAAUAAAAGUGAACAAGAUAUACCCUCAAAUGGCUCCUUAAGCCAGUUGAGGGUAGAUGAAAACAUUACAUGAUCAAAUAAUUUAGGUUUAAGUCAGGUCGUUCAGUGACAGAUCCAGGCGGUUUUGUAUUUGGUUGGUUAACCAAUAAAUGUUAUAACUACCCGAAAAUAUUCAAAUUGUUUUACUUUUAUUUAAAUACCUAAAGAUACAGUAGAGUAUAGACGGCGAAUCUUAUGUAAUGAAUGCAUCGAAAUGGAAUAAUUAUAAAUAAUAUUUUGUGAAUAUUAUGCACAAAUAAUUAAUUUGGAUCAUACACAGCAAUUAGAAUCUCUUCUGUGGACACACUGAAAAUUAAGGGUCAUUUAGCCUAAUUUUAGCCAUAAUUAGUCUUUGUCGUAAAAUCAUAGUUUUAAGCUACAUAGUCCACAGGAGAGACUAUUUUUGUAUGAUAAUUUCUCAAAUGGAAUAUUAAUUAAUUAUAGUUAAUGGAAUGGUUUUAAUUAUUAAAUUAAAGUUUUAUUUUUGUAUGAUAAUUUCUCAAAUAGAAUAGUAAUUAAUUCUAGUUAAUGUAAUGGUUUUAAUGAUUAAAAUAAUGUUUUUAAACGUUUGAGUUUUAUUUGUAUGAUGUGUUUGAAUAUUUGUAUGAAAAUCAACUAUGCCUAAAUAAAUACAUUCAAUUUU
Molecule: messenger RNA, 6894 nt
Organism: Cydia pomonella (codling moth)
Lineage: Eukaryota; Metazoa; Arthropoda; Insecta; Lepidoptera; Tortricidae
Gene: yl
Product: vitellogenin receptor-like
Exons: 38
Coding region: 155-5578 (1807 amino acids)
Cellular component (GO): plasma membrane
Molecular function (GO): calcium ion binding; protein binding
Source: RefSeq, a predicted model, not a curated record